Panicum virgatum (switchgrass) is the source of this 1719-nucleotide messenger RNA. Its product is annotated as putative disease resistance protein RGA1. The transcript has 4 exons. Bases 1 to 1719 code for a protein of 572 amino acids. NCBI's taxonomy places the organism in Eukaryota, Viridiplantae, Streptophyta, Magnoliopsida, Poales, Poaceae. The record is from RefSeq and is a predicted model, not a curated record. Gene Ontology annotation, molecular function: ADP binding. Gene Ontology annotation, biological process: defense response to other organism.
AUGUUGCAGAAUGCAGUGGAAUCAACAGAUCUGUCGAAGUUGUCGUCCUUGUCUAAGGAUGAUAGCUGGACAGUGUUCACUCAGAUCAUUGGUGAGGACAUAAAAGGUUUGGACUCUGAAUUAUUGGAAGUUGGGAGAGAGAUUGUGAAUAAAUGUGGUGGGGUGCCACUUGCAAUUAAAGUUCUUGCAAAUGUCCUUCGUGGCAAGACACGUAUAGAACAAUGGAAGGCCGUGAGAGACAGUAAUCUACUAGAUGCUGAGGAUAAAGAGCAUAGAGUAUUAGCAAGCUUGAUGUUGAGCUAUUCCCAUUUACCAUCCCAUCUGAAACGGUGCUUCACAAUAUGUUCAUUGUUUCCUAAAGGCCUUCCGCUCGAUAAACAACAAUUGGUUGACCAAUGGAUUGCUCACAAUGUGAUUAGUUUGACUCAUGGUUACAAUUGCUUGGAGGAUGUUGGCGACGAGUGCUUCAAUUCACUUGUGCAAGUUUCUUUUCUCCAGGAUGUGAAGGAAUAUUUUGGGAGAGUGUGUUGCGAGAUGCAUGAUUUGCUUCAUGAUCUUGCCAGAUGCAAGCAGUUCCACAAAAUACCCCAGAUACUUUUACCAGAUUCAAUUGGUGACUGUAAUAUGCUUUCAAGCAUUUAUCUUUGCCAGUGCAUGGAGCUUGCAGCCUUGUCAAAUUCUAUUGGUAGAAAUAAAAAGCUAAGAGUUCUUAAACUAGAUCAUACCAAGAUUAAGGAGCUACCAGUAGUUAUAACAAAAUUGAGAAAUCUACAAUGUUUGAGUCUACGUAAUUGUUAUAGGCUGGUAGAGUUGCCCAAAGGCAUCGGAAAUUUGGAUAAGCUUCAAUUUUUGAACCUAGAAUAUUGUGUGCAGCUAGUAGAGCUACCUAAAGAAAUUAACAACUUGGAGAAGCUUCAAGUUUUGAACUUGGAAAAUCGUGGGGAACUGGUAAAUCUACCUGAAGGCACUAGCAAGUUGGAGAAGCUUCAAGUUUUGAACCUCGAAGGCUGUAGGAAGCUGGUAGAGCUGCCUGAUGGCAUUGUCAAGUUUGAGAGGCUUCAAGUUUUGAACCUGAAAGAUUGUGAAGAAUUGAGAGGGAUGCCUAUAGAGCUCGCAAAUGUAGGUAGGAAUAGUGAAGGUCUAAUUAUCAGAGGUAUUUCACAUGUGUUGGAGAAAGAUGAUGCACAUAAGGCAUGCUUGAAAGAGAAGACAAAUUUACAGAGGUUGAAGCUAGAAUGGAAGAUGCGUCAGAAAGGUGAGGUGAACACUGAGUUUUUCUUUAAUGAAAAGGUGGACACUAUGUUGGAGGAGGCUGUACUUGAUGGCCUAGAACCGCCAGCUGGGAUUAAAGAGCUAGAAAUUUGUGGGUACUCAGGCGAGAAAUAUGCAUGGUGGAUGCAGAAUCAGGUUGUUGGUACUGAAGUAAAGGGGCAAGCUUGCUUCCAAUUUUUGAGGGCGAUGAAGCUAUCUGAUUUCCAAGGAUUGAAGCAUCUACAAGGGCUUGUGGAACUUCCUUGUCUGGAGGAGCUUGAGCUGCACAAGAUGCCUUCUCUUGAGAGCAUAAGCUGUGGCCCAUUUCCUUCACUGGGUAUAAAAUGCCUCACCACUCUGAAGAAAUUGGUGAUCAAGAAGUGCCCUGAUCUGGCGAGGCGCUCCGAGGAAGGAAAGGGGAAGGACUGGCACCUCAUUUCCCACAUCCUUGAUGUGUGGAUUGAUUGA